CAGCUCAAUCCUCGGUUUAUUGAAAUUCAUAUUCAAAAUCAAUUCAGAUCAAUUCAUACAUACAACGUCAAAUUCUGAAUCUUUCUACAUCAAUUGAAUUUAUAAGAUAUAGAAUAAUGAGUUUAUAUCGAUGAAUAUCUCAUUAGCAGCAAGAUGCGCCGGCCGAGUGAGGUCGGGUCUUCUCUCCGGCUCACGAGCCGCCUGUCUUAGACCUUACGCACUGCCCAUACAAUACCAGCACCAAAUCUCAUCACGCACAACCCGCAUCCUCCUCCCUAAAACUCAAGCCUUCUCGGUCCUCUCAGCCCGUCAAAACAAUGCACCUCAGAACCCACCACCGGGACCCACACAAGGACAAGAGCAAGAGCAAGGCCAACCUGAAGGGCAACCGCCGCCGUUUCCCGGGCGAAGACAGCAGUACAAGACAUGGAUCCUCUUCAACCUCGCCGGCCUCAGCGCCGUCAUCAUGUUCGCCCUAGUCCUCAAGGGCGCGCCCUCGGACCAGAACGCAGUCAUCAACACAUCCUCAUUCAGCCCCUUCACCAUAACCAGCAAAGAGCAAGUCUCGCCCACCGCGUUCGUCAUCAGCGUGCGCGCCGGCGACUCCCCCGAGAAAGGUAAACCAGGGUCCACAAAACCGUUCAAAGACGCCUGGGCCUACGGCCUCUGGUCCGUCGAGGCGAAGCAGCCGCAACUACAAAUCGCGCGGCACUACACGCCGCUUCCCCCCUCAUCUAGCGACAACAACAGCAACGACGAAGCGGAGCUACGAUUCCUGAUCCGCAAGAUGGACGGCGGCGAGAUGUCCACGUACCUCAGCAAGCUGGGCGUGGGCGAGCAAGUGUACCUGCGGGGCCCUCACCCGAGCUUCGACAUCGAGAAGCGUCUCGGGUUCGCCGAGAACGCCGUCUUCCUCGCCGGCGGCACGGGCGUCGCGCCCGCGCUGCAGGUCGCUAAGAGGCUUCUGGAGAUUCCUAUACCGGAGCAGGAGAAGCCGCGGGUGUCUAUCCUGUGGGCGAACCGGCGCGGCGCGGAUGCGCUGGGACGGCGGCAGGCGUCUGGAGUAGGGGGGAAGGUGCAGGGGUGGAUAACGAGUCUGCGCGGGGACGCGGCGGAGGCGAAGGAGAAGCGGGACGUCAAGGAGCAGGAACGGAGCGACGAAGCGUCGCUGGCGCGACAGAUUCGCGAGAUGCAAGAGCAGCACCCGGAGCAUUUCCGAAUAGCGUAUUUCGUCGAUGAAGAGGGCUCUUUCAUCAACGCAGAAUCUCUACACGCUGCCCUCUCGCCACCGCCUUCCUCGUCCCCAUCCCCAUCUCCAUCCACGACCCCUAUUCCUGUUAGACAACCAACGCCCCUCCUCCCCCCAGCAUCGACAUGCCCGUGGCACUCGCCCAUGCUCCUCACCAAGCUCCCCGACGCCAACGACAGCAGCCGGCGCGACAUAAACUGCACGUGCGCGCGCGCGGCGCCCAAGAGCUACACCGCGGCCCACCCGGGAGCGAAGCCCGGCGCGAACCUGGUCUUCGUGUCCGGGCCCGACGGCUUCGUGGGUGCUUACGCGGGGCCGAAGCGCUGGUACAAGGGCGGCGAGAUGCAGGGUUCGCUUGAUGGGGUUUUGAAAGGGGUUCUGGAGGAGCGGGACAAGAAGGGGGGAGAGGGGCAGAGGGAGAAUUGGAUGGUUCUUAAAUUAUAGGGAUGAGUAGGUAGGUAUGGAUUGUAAAUGUAAAAAAAGGCAGGGAGAAUUGAAAUUAUACCACUCUGUGAAUUGAGGCCAUUUGAAUAGUUUAUACAUAUUCAACAUUCAGCUAAGUUCAAGUUGUUCCACACAGUCAAAUUCGUACACCGAUAUGGAUAGCAUAGAUUUCGAAAGGACAUUUGAGCUUCUCGUUUUAAUUCAUUUUAACCCAUAUAUACUAGGUAGGUUUGACUUGCGU
This is a messenger RNA of Annulohypoxylon truncatum, 1934 nucleotides long. RefSeq lists its product as uncharacterized. Bases 131 to 1693 code for a protein of 520 amino acids. Gene Ontology annotation, molecular function: oxidoreductase activity. Lineage: Eukaryota; Fungi; Ascomycota; Sordariomycetes; Xylariales; Hypoxylaceae. The record is from RefSeq and is a predicted model, not a curated record. The transcript has a single exon.